Pistacia vera is the source of this 1062-nucleotide messenger RNA. Its product is annotated as protein SULFUR DEFICIENCY-INDUCED 1-like. The transcript has 5 exons. The record is from RefSeq and is a predicted model, not a curated record. The coding region runs from base 1 to 1062 and encodes 353 amino acids. Lineage: Eukaryota; Viridiplantae; Streptophyta; Magnoliopsida; Sapindales; Anacardiaceae. Gene Ontology annotation, molecular function: protein binding.
AUGCGGACGUCAAAUGACCAAAACGACGACGAACUCUUCCAUGUCGUUCAUAAAGUCCCGGCCGGUGACUCUCCCUACGUCAAGGCCAAGCGUAUUCAGUUGAUUGAGAAGGAUCCAAACAAGGCUAUUUCCAUGUUCUGGGCUGCUAUAAAUGCAGGGGAUCGGGUUGAUAGUGCCUUGAAAGACAUGGCAGUUGCGAUGAAACAGUUGGAUCGAUCUGAUGAGGCAAUUGAGGCCAUCAAAUCUUUUCGUCAUCUGUGCCCUGAUGAUUCUCAGGAAUCUCUUGACAAUAUCCUGAUUGAACUCUACAAGAGGUCUAAAAGGAUUGAAGAAGAGAUUGAGUUGCUUCAGCGCAAACUGAAAGUUACCGAAGAAGCUAUAGCUUUUGGUGCAAAGAAUACAAAGAUUGUAAGAUCUCGGGGGAAGAAGCACGAAAUAACAUUUGUAAAGGAGUUAUCAAGGAUACUUGGCAACUUGGCCUGGGCUUACUUGCAGAAAAAUGAUUAUCAGAGGGCUGAACAAUAUUAUAUGAAAGCUCUGUCUCUGGAGCAGGACAAGAACAAGCAGUGCAACCUCGCAAUCUGCUUGAUGCAUUUGAACAGGAUUGUAGAAGCAAAAUCUUUACUUCAGGCUGUAAGAGCUUCAUCUCUAAAUGAACCAGUGGAUGAUCUGUACACUAAAUCCUUUGAACACGCUUUCCAGAUGCUGUCUGAAUUAGAGUCAAAAUUAAUGUUACAUGGAACCAAGAGUGCAAAUUGGAAACUACCAUGCAAGCAAAUGGUAACCGGUGAAAAUAUGUUAGAUAAUGUAGUAUUUUGUACACAGCCAAGAUAUUUCCGGGGUUCUUAUAACAGAGAACAGAGAAGUAAAAGAUGGAGGGAGGGGAGCUGUAACAAAAUGGAAGCUCAUGCAGUCCGGAAUCUCGAUGGGGAAUUACAAUCUUCACCUAAUGAAAAAUCAGAAAUGGGACUGCAAAACCGUGCAGCUAUUUUAUCACCUACUAGUGAAGAUUGGAGACAGAGGACAUGGAAACUUAUUUCUCAAGGCCGAAUCAGAAGAUAA